UUGAGGAAGUCAGCAGAAAGGUUCCCGCGCUUUUCUCGUUCAGUGUUAAAGGAUUCGUGGUGCGGGACAAUCUUUGUUUUUUCGUGGUAUUACAGUGCAGGACACUCAAUCUGCCUUCGUCGUGGGGUAGAAAGGAAGACACUGAAUGUUGAUGGGAGAUCUGCUAGUUUCCGUAAGUCAUGGCGGAAAAGCAGGCGGUGAUGGCAGGAAUGAUGGCUGCCAAUACAGACAAACGGCGUGAGUCAUAUAGAAAUCUAACCAAUUUGUUGGGUGAGGAUGAAGAUAGCCUGGAUUGGAGUAACUAUAUGGGUGCUAGUGAUACAGGGAAGGUCUUAAAGAAUCUCAAGGCUGAUCUCACCAGUCAGAAUGAGAAGGAAGUUCUUGAUGCACUGGGUGUCUGCAUGCACCUCCUGGCCAGCUCUUCCUUCUUGGCAGGUAUUGAUACCAGUGGUCAGAAGAGCUUGUAUGCCACUCUCAUCAAAGUUUUGAAGACACAGAGAGACAAGAAGAUCAUAAAUAUAGUGCUUCAGAGCCUUGCCAGGAGUAGACUUACAAAGGAAGUCUAUAUUAAUGACCUAGAUGAGAGCUUUGAUGUUCUCAGAGAAAUCUUGCAGUCGAAGGAUCUGCCACCUCCUGUGAUGUAUGAGGCAUUGCAGGUCAUAUUGGUACUUUUCAGUGCUUGUCCAGAACCUUCACUUAAGCGGGGAAAAUCAUGGUUUCCUGUUGCAUUCUCAAAUUUGUUUCAUACCAGUGUAAAGGUUCGUAAAAGUGCCUUGGCUGUCAUUGGUGAGGUAGGAGAGACACUUGAUAAGAUGGAAGAUCCUUCACUGAGGAGUAAUCUCAUGAAGACAGUGUUACCAGAUCUCAAGGACAAGUAUUGCAAGGAUAUGGUUCGCAUGGUGCUUGGUGGUGACAUCAGCAUUCUUCAGGUAUGGCGGGAAACGGUGGGUCUGCUGGGGACUGUGCUGCAUUCCAGUAGAAGCCUCAUUAAUUGUCUUCUGAAUGUUGUGGAGAAGGCCUUCAAGAUAUCAGAUCAUGAGGUGAGAGUUGAGUCCUUCAACUCUUGGCGCACAAUAAUGGACAACUUUGCGCUUGAUAAAAACUCACUAACAAACCAAAUGAAGCUCAAGUUGCUACUGGCUCCCUUCAAAAUCAACAAUGCAAAAACUGAGGAUGUUUGUUGUGCCAAAUUGCGUGUGUGGUGGCACCUUGUGCGUCUCUUGUCAGAUCAGAGGCACUUGGCUACCAGCUUUGACCAGGCUGUAGUGCCACUGCUCUAUUUUUGUUUUGUUGGUAGCAUGCCAUCUGAAAGAAACAAGGGUGGACUCAGUAACAGAAACCUCAUCAUGUCUGGUGCUUUGUCCUCUCCACACCGAACCUUCACCAGCCUCCAUACCACACAUGCUGAAGUAUUGGCUCAGAUACUUGCUACUGACAUUGAUGACCACAAGUACAGGUAUUCAUUGCCAGUUAUUAAGGAGCAAGUGAUGUCCUCAGUUCUGUUCAUGCGACACUACCCACUGCUCCUGAAGUGCUUUGAUGAAGCAAUACAAACCAUGAAGUUCAGCGAUGAACGGCAGAAAUCUCUUGGUACACUCAUCUUCAGCUUCCUGUUGGCUCACAUCCGAGGUAUCACCAGUGCUGACGUCCAGAAGAAGGAGGUGGUGGAUGUGGUGAAGGAGCUGUUCAGUACUUUGUCACACAUUGAGAGCCUCUGUCAGCCAGGGGAUUCUCAGAGCCACUUCCUUUUUAAGUUUUUCAAUUUACUGACUGUGGGAAAUCUAGCUUUGCCCAAGAAGGUUCUUAAUUCCCACCAAUACCACAUACCAACAACUAGUAGUGGAGAUGCUCAGGACAUCAUGUGUGGUACUCUUAGCAACCACCUCAUUGCUCAGCUGUGCCGCCCGGCCCUCCUCCACCAUGCUGUCUCUGGCAAUGAGUUCAUCAAACUUUGGAACACUGUGCUUGAAAACAGCCAGCCAGCGACAGGAAAGUUGAGGCUCCUGCAGGCUGCUGUUCAGGAGUUGAGUGUGUCUGCCAUCCCAUUCCUCUGCCCUGACCAUCCCUUUGUUCUGUAUCAUCUGUGGAAUGUGCUACUCAAGCAGACAAUUACACACAUCACCAAGAUAGAGGUUGGUGAAGGAGAGGAAGGUGAACCAGACUGGAGCAGCGUGUACAGUGUUCUUCAUUUCCCUGUAGUCCACGCCACAGAAGCCUUCACCUGCGCCCCUUUCGACAUACAUCAGCAAAUCAUGGAAGCUUGGGUGAAACUGUGGAACAAGUUUUCGCUCAUCACCUUAGCCACACCCACCAUGGAGCCCAACAGUGAGGUGGAGCAUGUGGCCUCCACCCUGCUCUCCUUGUGCCAGGAAAAGACUGCAGAUGUUGCUGAUGUCCACAUUGCUUUUUAUGUCAUGACUGUGGAAUUCCUGGUUCAGCUGACGGCAAACUUUCAGUAUGCCAAGCUGGGCAAACCUGCAGAGCUGGUAUCUCCCAGCCCAACAAAGGCCAAGAAGAAGCUUCAUCCUCUUCACAACCUGGGUUCCUCCUUGGAGGUGACCACAGAAGUGUUUGAUAGAGCGUGUUCCAUGGUGUCUGGCCGGCGGAUGUACGUGGCCGAGAAGCUCCUACAGGUCACCUUCACCAUGUUGAAAGGGAUUCAACUUGCCCCUAUGAAAUAUAUCUGGGAAUUUAUAAUCCAAAUUGUGAAAGUGAUUACAAAAUGUGUGAGAGUUAAUCCUGCUGUUGUGUUUGACUUCAAAGUUGAGAAGAAGUACAUUAAUGUAUUGAAGUCUUUCUCUGGACUCAUCAUGGGUUACAUCACACACAAGGAAGCCUCAGAAUCAGUGCUGGAAGAUCUGAAUGUCCUUGAGCCUCUGCUCUCUGUAGCCUUUGUUUCCACCAACAAAAAGAUAAAGCAAGAAGUUCAGAAGCUUUUAGAGAAUAUUUUUGGCUGUAUUAGUGAUGCUUCCUUAGAUCUCCUUCCAUUCCUCCUGAAAAUCAAGACAAAGUGGGGCAUCUCAGCACCCCAGACAGCUUCUGUGGAGGAAGUCACAAAUGAGUCUAUGGAAGACUUCAUUGAUGCCACACCUAGAGAAAAAAGAACAGCCAAGUCUCUGUCAAGCCUCAGCAGUAAAGUCUCGUCUCCUAGAAAAGCAACACCUGUCAGUAGCAAGGUCCUCUCCCCUAAAAAAGCAACACCCGUCUCAACGAGAAAGCAGAAAGCAGAGCAAUUCAACAAAAAAGAGCUGGAGACACGUGCAUCAGCAACAUCAACGCCUCCCACCCGGUACUCUGCAAGGAUGAGGAAGAUUGAGCUCACCAUGGAGAACAGCAACUCAGACACUGCUUCUGAUCACUCCAACACUUCUUCCACUCCAGACAGAUCAUCAUCUGGUUCAUCUGUUAAGCUUCCUGUCUUGACGAGGGUCAUAAGAACCUGUCGAAAUGCACCAUCGCCACAGAGCAAAGAAGCAAGACACUCCACUUCACGACAACCAUCAGAAUCUGAGGAAAAGGAACAGGGUAAAGGGGCCACUAGGCAGUCAACAAGCAGCAGUGACCCAAUAGUUAUAUCAAGCACUGACUCAGACAAGAUAACAAAAGAUAACAAAAGCUCAGAGCCCAAGCAACAGAACAAUUCUUUGAGCCACUCUGAGGUAGACAGUGAGGAUGCUGAUUGUAGUGAGAUUCUGUGGAAGUCUGAGGAUGUAUCAGUUCCUCUCAGUAGGACACAGGAUAAGGGAAACAAGAGGGAAGAGACCAUGAAACAGAAUGCAUCUAAAGAGAAUUUGGAAAAAAGAAAUGAAGAUCUGUGUGCUGUGCUGCAUGACACUUCACUUGAGGUACAGAAAUUGCUUAAUGACAGGUGUUUUGAAGAUGAUAUUGAGGAGUCCACCACUUGUGAGAAAACUAAACAUGAACAGUUCUCCUCACUCUGUAAACCAUUCAAGACAUCUGAAGUCACAAAGGAAACACCAGAGAGCCGCAGAUCUAACAGAAAGAAGAGAAUUAACUUUAUGGCAGUGAAUGUGUCCCCAAGUGUUGUUAAGGAUAUAAAGAUAGCAGAGCAGAAGCCCAAGGUGAAGAUCACAAAUGAUGUCAAGGAACCCUCACAGUCCAUAGUGGUGUUAAGUGACUCAGAUGAAAAUGAAAAUGGUGAACUCCCAGAUUUGAGUAAGUCUGUAUCAGAGAAGAAAGAAAAGAAUUUAGACAAAAAGCAAGUGAUGGAAACAACACCACACAAAGUGAAUGCAGAGGAGCAAGUGAAGGGUGGUAUAACAGAGAGUUCUUCAUCAGGAGUGAAGAGGAAACGAAAGCUGUUUAAUAAGGAAGAAAUUGUUGAAACCUCUACCAAGAAGAGAAAAAUUGAAGACAUAACCAAUAGUCUCAGCAACAGUCUUGAGGAUUCUGUAACUGACAUAGAAAGUAGUAAUUCUGAAGGUAUUGUAAGUAAAAUUAUGAAAGAAACCUCAAAACUCUUGAGGAAAACCAGAUCUUUCUCUGGCAUGACUGAUACUGAAAAAGAGGAAAUUAAAAGCAAGUCAGCAUUUUCUCCCAAGGUAACACGGUCAGGACGCAAGAUUGUUCCCCCAAAGAAGGACAUGCCAGAACCCAUGACUCCACCUAAGAAAGCCAAGAAGAAGCUGCACCAGGAAGCCGAUCCCUCACAGGCAGAGGAGACGGUGAGGACCAGCAGCAGCAGCCUUGAGAACUCUGACAUCUGUUUUGAUGAAGGUAUUGAGUCUCCGUUAACAGAAGAGCAGUGUAGUCUUGAAAAUGAGAUGGAAGUAGACCAUUCAUCGGGUGACAAGGUGGAAGUUCCAGAGGAUGAACCAAAGAAGUGUGGAAAGGUUAAUAAUGAGACUAAAGAAUCUAACUUUGACUCUGAUAUAUCUGUUACUAUCAUUGAAAGUUAUGAUGCCACUACAGAGAAAAGUUCAUCCUCAAAUUCAAAGGUGGAGGAAAUGGAGAACCAUAAAAUUCCACCAUCAGAGGCCCAAAAAGACAGUAUUGAUAAGAGUUCAAACAUCAGUGAUACAGUUGAUUGUUGUGUUGAGGACAAGGAAAGUUCUUGUGUUCUUGUUGAAGAAAAGGUCAUGAAAGAGAAUGUAGAGAAGAGCUUAGAGAAAACCAAGUCAAAAUCAGCUGAAGUGAUACCAGAGGAAGAACAACAACUACAGCAAACACUGGAGAAAGGAAAAGGAAUAGGUCUAUCUGAAGAUUUAAGUGAUGGCCAGAAAACCUCAGAGGAAUCUAUCCCAAUGGAGUGUGGCCAAGACCUGGAAGGAGAGGUGAGUUACCCAGCAGCUCGGCCAGGAACUGAGAUCCUUGAUGACAGUGUGUCUCCCGAGGGUGAGGAUCAGCACAAGGACACUGGUGCACCAGGACAAGUCAGUAAGGAGAAAACUGAUGAGUUAUCAUUUGUAAAACCAGACAAAUUAAUAGAAGACAGGGAUACACCAUUAUCUGUAGAUGAAUUAAGUGAGGAAGAAGAUGAAGACAAUGCUGGAGAGGAGGAAGAGGACAAAUCUUUAUGUGAAGAAAAUGUCCAUGACAAGAGCUACAGUCCAACUUCUCCUGAACCAGAAAGUGAGGAUGAGGAUGACGAAGAGAAAGAAUAUAUUAGUGCUGGCCAGGAAGAGAAGGCAGAGGAGUAUGAAAAAGGAGAAAAAGAAGUAGAGACUAUAGUGCCAGAUGUGGACAAGAUGCAGCAACAAGCAUCAAGUGAUAGAGUGCAAGAAUCAGAGAAAAAUGUUAUAAAUCAAGAACAAGAAAACUUAGAAAGAACAAAAAGUGAAACUGACAAAGAUAAAUCAAAAUUAGAUGUUAAAGAGGAAGCAAGACUUUCCUUAUCUGAAGAAAUCACUAAAGCCGUUACAGAUACCAAAGAGUCAAAACCAGAGAAAAUGGACACAUCAACUGACGAAGCUGAGGAAAACCAAGGUGAUAAUGCUCUAGUGAAGAUGAAGGUUACUGGUGACACGAAUGUAACAGCAGCAGAGGAUGCGAUGGAUGUGGAGGAUGACAGUGGUGUAUCUGUUAAUGUGCUGGAAGAAUUGCCUGAGGCACACAACAACAAACAGUCUGAGCAGGAAAACACAGUAGUUAAUGAAACACAGAGUGACGUGUUGGAAGAUGCGGUAAGAAUUUCAAGAAAUGUGGAAGACAGCAAGGAGUUGGAAGAAUCAUGUACAACAAAGGACUCUGAUGAAACUCACAAGUUGACUGAAUCUAAUGUGUGUGACAGUGUCAUGAGUAAAGAAGAGUGUCAACAAAUCACAUCUAAUAAAAAGCAGUUAUUGUCUGAAAAUAAUGAAAUAGAAGAGGUAGUAAUCAGUGAGAAUGAGCCUUCAGAUUCCUUAAGGAAGGGAAAUGAAGUGAAGAUUACUUCAGAAGAUGUUACUGAUAAUGUUAAGAAGACAGUCUUUAGCCCAAAAAUACUUAGAAGCUCAAAAGCAAAGGUUGAUGCUGAUAUGACAGUCUUCAGUCCAAGCAGGAGUGUUGAGGCUGCAGUAGUUGAUUCUAAUGGAACUCUUGACAAUAUUAACAAAGUCUCCAGUCCAAGUAAGGCAAUUGUUAUUGAUAAAAUAGACCCUGUUACUGUUAAGGAAAUUCAAGUGAAACAAACGGUUUCUAGUCCAAGCAGAACUAAAGCAGUAUCCAGUCCAAGGAAGACCGCUCACAUGAGGAUGACGAAUGUCCCACUAGAUUCUGAGCAUGACAGAGAGACAGUGACUAGUCCAUCAAAGCCUAUUGUAGCUACAGAAACAGCAUCAUCCGCCCCAGAUAAGACAACAAAUAAAUCCCAGCAAGCCAGCAGUGAUACAGGAAGGCAUGAGCUGGAGAAGGAAGCAGAAUGCAAGGCCACCACUGAGUGCAUGGCAGACACAGAAGCAGAGGUCACGUCUGCUGCUGUCAUGCCCUGUGAAGCAUUGGAGGAGAUGGCUGCAAACACCAGACAGCAGGAGGAGGAACUUUCCCCUGACAAGUCAUCUCGGUCGAGGCUGAAUCUUACUGUGAGUACACCAGAGAGGAUGAAGCAGCGUGGCGCCCUCAUGCACGCUGGGUCACGGGCUGCUCUGCUGGUGGCCUGUGCCAAGAAGAACAUCAAGAACAGAGGAGGUGGAGAGGGUGAGUCUUCUGCCAGUAUACUAACAGAGGGAGGGCGGUCAAGGUCUCUGGGCAUGUCCCCUGUCAGGAGGAGCGUCCCUGGCAGACCCUCUCCUGGACACUCUCCAGAUGGCCGCAGAAGGAGCCUUCUUGACAGACCAUGGGUGAAGCACUCUCCGUCCCCCGGUGCCUCGCCCUCCUCCAGCAUCCUGAAAAGAACUCUCCUCAGUGAUGGUUUGGACGGAGAUACACCAUCGCCUCCACCCACAAAGUACCGGCGGGUGAGCUUUGCCGACCCUCCCGUCUCAGACCGGGUGGAGAUCCCCCCCUCGCCACGCACCCUGAAGGGCAUCCGGGCACAGAAAAGGCUGGACAUGACUCGUAUGGCUUCUGAAGUGAAAGACUCUGAUGCUCAGCCAGUAGAGAAGCAGGUGAUUCAGGAGGCAGACCCUGAAGUGGUGGACCUGUCCCCGGCCCUGCACACCUGCCAAGACAGUGUGGACCAAGUGGCAGCACUCCUUACCUCAACCUCCAUAUUGCCAGGCCUCCUCAGUAGUCUGGAAAACAUGGGGGUGACCACAGUGGGACAGUUGUGCAAGCUGAGUGAGUGGGACAUCAACUCACUCCCCAUCAAGCCGCCUAAGACCACCAAUCUCCGCAGGGUGCUCAAGGAAUAUGAAAAGACUUGGUUGAGGGAGCUCUCAUCCACCAACUCAACAGCAGCAGAUGAGGUUGAGGUGAGUCUGGCGAAGAUGUUUGGUGAGCUGGACGACAAGGAGAAUCUGAGGCCAAAUCACCAGGAGUGUGCUGCACCAGAGGUCUCCAAGGCAGAGACUGAGGUCAAGGAGAGUGUGGUUAUUGCAGGGAGAAGCCCUCAUGCUGACAACAUCCAGGAAAUUAUGGAAAUGGAGGAUAUUACACCUCUGUAUUCCUCCCCAGAAGAAACAGAAGAAGAAACUCUGAAGAACUUAUACAGGAGAGCAAGUGAAGAUGAUUUGGACUCUCAGAAGAAGUUGCUGGACCACCUCCUGCAAACUCUUCCCUCAACUGACGUGGCGGAGGCCAUUGCCCAAUGCAUCAAGGCCCGCAUGGCUGAUGUUACUCCCACUACAUGAUUCUCAGCCCUCCACACAGAGUGACGUCACCAUUCCAGUGCAUUUAUGAUUUUUAAUGUAAAUACCGAAGUACAAAGCUUUAAGUGGGUAUGGACUCUUCUUAUGUGCCUUUGCAAGAAAAUAGUGACAAAAUUUUACUGUGAUUAAAAGACAAGAGUAAAUGAAGUAGGUAAAUGUUGAAGGUGAUUAUGAACUUUUCUUGUGUGCCUUUGCAAUAAAAUGGUGAAAUGCCAAUUAGUUUAAAUGAAGGGCUGGGUAAAUGUGAAAGAGGUAAGAAGGUGAAGAUAAGCAAAAAUCCAUGAACCUGAUCUGAGGACCAAUGCAAAUUAGAAUUAUGGAUACAAAUAUUAUGGCAUUUAUAGGAAUUAAUUGAAGGUCUUACAGGCAUAAAAAUAAGCUCUGUAAAAUUGUAGACUAAUGGUAAAAUUUUGAGAAAUUAAUGAAGAUGGAACUUGGUGUUGGAGGAAGAGACAAAGAGAUGGACCUUCUGAGAAAUUAAGGAAGGUGAAAAGAAUAGAAAGACUUGUGUGUAUUAGAAUGCGGUAGAGAAACUGGUCUAAGUCUAAGCACCAAAAUAAAUGAAAUGUAGAAAUGGACAAAAAAUAUCAGGCAAGGUAGAAAAAUGCAAAGUGGGAGUGGUAAGUGAGGCAGAUGUGGAGUAAUGGUACUUGAGAGAUGCAAAUGAAAGAAAAGUGAAGUGAAGGCAAAAAAUAAUGCUAUGUGGAAGUUGAAAUGAAGACAAUGAAUUCACAAAGAUAUAAAAACACAAGUCAGGAUGCCCCCUUUGCCCAUGAACCAAAUGUGCCCGAGUGCCCCUGAGUGUCCACAAAGCUGUACAAAGGAAAGCAUUGUUGAGGUCCCUGGCUGUGAGUGCUUUGCUAUAUUAGUCGAGGUGCAGCAUUCAACCCUGAAAUCACAAACUGUUUCCCUCCAUACCCUGCCUGUGGUAUCCUGCAGGCUGGCAGUGUCCCUUGAUGUCCUGGUGUCAAUCCCUGCUCCCUUUGCCCUGUGACAUGGACUUGACGGUGUUGAAUGCUUCAUGUCGCAUGUGUAUAUUCUUACUGAAGCUUAUGACUUUGGAAAAACAAAUAAUUUACUUGAUAUGUUUAUCAUAUAAAAUAAUUCAACUUCACAAUGUUUUUGAAUACUGUUUAUUUUGUGUGCAUAUAUUUUUGGAAGCAUGUGGAUUGAGUCAGGAUCACACAGAUCACACAUUGUCCAGACGACUACCUGGUGUAUAUCAGAUUCCUUCAAUAAGAGAGUAAACUCUACAUUAAUGCUUGUUGAUUUUGUACUGUAGUGCAAGGGUUUGCUUUCAAUAAACUGUUGUUUUCCUUAUAGGUAGGAUGUGUAUCUAUUUUACAGUAAAACUUUUUACAGGUAA
Portunus trituberculatus (swimming crab) is the source of this 9612-nucleotide messenger RNA. Its product is annotated as telomere-associated protein RIF1-like. Lineage: Eukaryota; Metazoa; Arthropoda; Malacostraca; Decapoda; Portunidae. Gene Ontology annotation, biological process: telomere maintenance. Gene Ontology annotation, cellular component: nucleus. The record is from RefSeq and is a predicted model, not a curated record.